AUGUUCUUACAUCCUGAAGCACCACUGGAUCCAACAUUUUCACCAGCAGAGACCGAGCUAAGAAUAAAGGGAAUCAUAGAGAAACUAAACCAGCUGAUCCCACCCAGACCCUUCACCGACAUGAACACCACCACCAAUGCCGCACACAGCACAGUCACCAUCCUCACCCCUCAAGACACAUACUGCAAAGGGGAUCAGCUAGAAAUCCCAGUGGAGAUGAGGGACCACUUGGGACACAGGAAGGAAUAUGGCGGGGAUUUCCUGAAGGCCAGGAUGUCCUCCGCAGCCCUGAAGGCAGGCGCUUCAGGAAAGGUGACAGACUUCAACAAUGGCACCUACCUUGUCAGCUUCACUCUGUUCUGGGAGAGCCAGGUCUCUCUGUCUCUCCUGCUCAUCCACCCCAGUGAUGGGGUGUCAGCUCUCUAGAGGGCAAGGAACCAAGGUUAUGACAGGGUGAUAUUCAGGGGCCACUUUGCCAGUGGCACCUGCAGCGUUUUCUCUGAAUGUGGCCUGACCCUAAACUCAAGCACUGAAUUGUGCAAGUACCUGGAUGAUCGAGACCAAGGGGCCUUCUACUGCUUGAGGCCUCCACACGGUCCUUGUGAGACCCUGACCUGUGUCACCACCGGGAAGAAUAACAUUUCCAAGGAGGAAAGUGAUGAAAGACAGGAAGGUGGCCAGAGCCAGACAUAUCAUGAAGAAUCUGUUACAGGAGUUUAG
Molecule: messenger RNA, 720 nt
Organism: Rhinolophus ferrumequinum (greater horseshoe bat)
Lineage: Eukaryota; Metazoa; Chordata; Mammalia; Chiroptera; Rhinolophidae
Product: NXPE family member 2
Exons: 1
Source: RefSeq, a predicted model, not a curated record